AUGGCGCGAUUGAACCAUAGCAGGACUCUCCACCCUGCACGCAGCUCCUCGAAUACACCAUCACCUUCGCCAGAACCCAGCGACACGAGCGAGCAAGAGAAUCGCGAUCCACGUGCCAUGCAACGCGACAAGGGCAAAGGCCGUGCCGUAGACCCCCCACGCCGGGAUUCCCUUCCAACACCAGUAUCUGAUGAGAGCGAGACGGCAAGAGGACAAAAGAGGAAGCGGACAGAACAGGCGACACAGUCGGGCGAGGCUCAAGAUGAGGAAGAUGACAAGUUCACGAAAUACUUCGAUCCCAACCAGAAUCCAGAGAUAAGGCGGCAAGUGAAGCGCAAAUCGCGAGCUCUUGAGCGCGAGUUCAAUGAGAAUCGCGACGAGCUGCUACGAGGAGACGGAGACGGAUUAGCGCAGACUAUCAAUCGUGCCAACAACGUCUUCAAGAAUGUCAAGCAGACGAACGAUGCCACCCUCGACUCACGUCUCAUGGUCAAUGUCUCCGACCUGGCAUACAAGAAGUCGGCACAGCUGGUGUUGGGCGACAAGAGCAGUGGAAUAGACGUGGAUGACUUCCUCUCAAAGUGCAUCUACUUUAUGAGGAACGGAGGUCCAGCAAAUGCUGAAGACGCUGGAAAUGCCAAGCAGACCCAACGGCGAAGAACACAGCGUCGCGAUGACGACGAGGACCAGGAUGACGACGAUGACGAUAUUGGUGGUGCUUUAGAUUGGGAGCUCUUGGGACGACAUGUCUGUUUUCCCUACAAUUCGCGACCGCCAUGCCCAUCGUUCCUUCUCGGACCACUAUCGGUGGAGAAGAAACAACGAAAGCAGACGCAGCGAACAGCAAGGCAAACCAAAGACACGAGCAGGGAAACGAGACCCGAAGCACUCACAAGAGCAGACCUAUCGCAGUCGGAUGAGAAUGGCCUUACAGCCAUUUGCGCUCGCAUUCGCAAGCAUCUCAUGAAGCACAUCAACGACAAGUCUUCGUUGGCAUCGCAGACGUUCGACUCGCUUGAAGAUUUGAAUACACCGGAGGGAAAGGCCUUCUCUCGAGAACACAGAAUCACCGCAGAAGGAGGACCUAUCUUGUUCGACUACGCCCUCCAUCCCACAGACUUUGGACAGACGGUGGAGAACUUAUUUUAUCUAUCCUUCCUCAUCAAAGAAGGGCACGUCGGGCUUGGUUCAGACUCGGAUGGGCUACCAGUGAUAAAAGAGAGGCAGGAGCAUGCCAAGUCAAGCAAUGUGAAACGGCAUCAGGCCGUGUUCUCAAUCGAUAUGGCUACCUGGCAGGGCCUGGUCAAAGUCUUCGAUAUUCGCGAGCCAAUGAUACCGAAUCGAGAAGCGGAACCGGCGACUCAGGUGGGCGCAAGAGGAUGGUAUACAUAA
Molecule: messenger RNA, 1392 nt
Organism: Zasmidium cellare ATCC 36951
Lineage: Eukaryota; Fungi; Ascomycota; Dothideomycetes; Mycosphaerellales; Mycosphaerellaceae
Exons: 3
Coding region: 1-1392 (463 amino acids)
Biological process (GO): DNA repair
Cellular component (GO): Smc5-Smc6 complex; nucleus
Source: RefSeq, a predicted model, not a curated record